AUGAAAUCAAAGGUCACACUCGCCAUCGACCCGAAAAAAGCUCGCAUGGAGAAGAAAUAUGUUGGUGACCCGGACUCACCCAACUUUCUGCCUCCUUCACCUUUGAUCGAUCGACGAGUGCUUUCAGCACAAAUAGAAGGCGAACUGAAAAGAGUCUGUGCCACUGUGCUGGCCAAUGAACAAUCUGCGGACGAUGAUCUUGCAGUUAUAUCACGUUAUCUCUCCAGCCAUCCUCAAAAAGACAAAAAGCCUACAAAACACGACAAGCACUCCUCGUUCGUAUUUCAGCCACCUAAAACCCACGUUUCUGAACUAGCCGCUGCAUCCUUUCUUCAAACUACCAGCAAGCUACCCACAAAGACCCAGACGCAGCACAAACAGGACCGGCAAGAAUCAGCUGCUGUUGCUAUAGCCUCCGAGCCAUUAGAACCAGCAAACACCCAGGUGUCAAGACAGAAGCCCAGCUUCUCCAAUACAGAAAAUGAAGCUUUAUAUGAGAUCCGGAGAAAAUUGGAAUCAAGACCAAAAACCUCUGCGGCAGCAUGCAUUGAUUAUCCUGAAUUGACAUCACCCGAUCAGUCAAAUCCUACUACCUCGGUGCCCUCCAAUCGAACGACAUAUUCUACGCCAUUCACUUCCGCUGGCGUCACACCCGGUCAGACAAGUAAACGAUUCUCCCAAAGCGUUCCGAAUGCCAUCGGUAAUAUCGAAAUUGAACCAGUAGAGACUACAGCACUCCCAAAAUGCCCUGACGAUGCCAUUUCCCUCGCUCCAGAGCAAACGGCUCAAGCUCGAGCCUGGAUGGCCGAGCAGCUUACAAGACGUCGCCGUUCCUCCUCACAAACACCACAAGACAUCUCAGCCACCCGACCCCUGCACGAAUUCCAUCCUCUGCAAUCACGACAUAACCCAGAGAAUUCUCGCCCUGCCAGCCGCGCUGCCAGCAUACGAACCAACAUCUCCAACAACAUCCGCGAAUAUAUCAGACCCGGCUCCUCCGCCGGUAGCAUCCGCUCAAACCACAGUAUAAGCUCCAAUCAUUCCCGUACCCACCAACGAAUCUCUGCCCUCAAAGCCAAGAUCAGCAGUGCCUCGCUUCGCUCCCGAUCCAGCAGCCGCCGACGACCGGGCUACGACGACGGAGACGAAUAUUUCAUCAACCCGGAGCAGGUAAAUCUUGAUCGUCCGUUGCCGCCCCUACCCGGGCUGGACUCAUACAGGGAGAAGCCGAAACAUAUCGGAUUGAUGAUGAAGAGCAUGAUCACGCCUUCUGCGUUGAAGAGAGACACGGCGAAUGUGGUCAUAGAUACGAACGGGGUCGAGCGCGUCAUGACUGCCGAAGAAGAAAAGCGACGAAAGGACGACUUGGCCAGAGCUGUCCUGGAGAAGAUGAGUACGGGCAGUAUUGGCAGUGUGCCUGCUUCUCCCACGGGCGUGAUCAGUAUGUACAGAGAGGGCGUCAAACUCAGUCUUGAUGACGAGCUCAGCAGACCCGUUACAUCUGGGAGUGGCAGCGGGGUUGGUGCCGUGCCGCUCUAUAACAGGGGUCAUCGUGCUGCAAGGCAGAUGCAACCCGAGAAGGCUGCGCCACCGGCACAUCCGAGCAAUCCUAGGCCGGUGGGUGGCUUUGUCAAGAGGUGGGGAGGUCGACUGGGUUGGGGCAGGAAGACCAAGAUUGUUGCGAUUGAGUGA
Endocarpon pusillum Z07020 is the source of this 1692-nucleotide messenger RNA. RefSeq lists its product as uncharacterized. The record is from RefSeq and is a predicted model, not a curated record. The transcript has 2 exons. NCBI's taxonomy places the organism in Eukaryota, Fungi, Ascomycota, Eurotiomycetes, Verrucariales, Verrucariaceae. The coding region runs from base 1 to 1692 and encodes 563 amino acids.